UUGCCUUUCAUCCACUCUUUUCUCCUGCUCGGCUUCGUUGCUUUGCAGGAGGUGUAUAGAUUGCACGCGUCGCUUCUUCGGCUCCUUCCUGGCUAUUCGACUUCGCUCCUUCUACGACUUUCCCUCCUGUCCGAUCGGAAUUUACGACAUUUUGAUCGGAAGCAAGAACAGGAGCUCGCUAGCUGUGAAGAUUUCCUGAAAAGAAAAAAAAAAUGAAGGAUGGAUCAGAUAAUGGAUCGGGUCCUCCACCUAUAAAGUUGAAAUUUGCGCCUAAGAUUCCUGUUCGAAAAUCACCAAAACCGGCUGUUGUUAAAACAGAUUUGUCAGCGAGGACGGAUGACAUUGUUGAUCGAGAACUGUUAGCGAAGUUGAGCGGUGCUAAGUCACAAGAUAAUGGGAGGAGAUUUAAGAGUGAUAAAAAAGCUGUCCAGGAUGAAGUCACAUUUGGAUACGGAAACUCGUCUACACAAGCUAGUUCAUUUGUGACUCCUACAGCAGGAACCCAAAGUGAAGAUGAUCCUGGUCUUGUUUCCCAACCCAGGGAGUAUGCUGAACCAUGGGAUUACGCACGCUCUCAUUAUCCAACGACCCUUCCUUUGAGGAGGCCUUACUCGGGAGACCCAGAAGUUCUUGAUAGAUUGGAGUUCGGCGAGGGAGGCUCGGCGCACUUGCCCAUAGAUGAGGAUAAAAUUAAUGCAGCACAGAAGUUGGGGUUAAUGGAAACCGGCGACGAACCAAAGAUGAUCUUUCUCCAGCUUCCCUUCGAUCUUCCAUCGGCGAAACCACCUGAUGAAGAAAAAGGGCCAGGCAACAAGGCAGCUGAUGAGUCUAGCACGGCUUGCAAGUUGAAAGAUCCUCCUGGUGGUUUCAUGGGGAAGUUGCUGGUUUACAGAAGCGGCAAAGUUACAAUGAAGAUGGGAGAAGUUGUCUUUGAUGUUUCUCCAGGGAUAGAUACAACAUUUGUAGAAGAGCUUGUGGCGGUUAAUGCGAAAGAAAGGCAUUACUGUGUUCUUGGGGAGCUUAACAAGCAUGCAGUUGUAACUCCAGAUAUAGAUGCAUUGUUAGAUGAUUCAGAUUCUGAUGCUUGAUGAUUGUUCAAAACAAAAAUAGCUUGUCAUUUUGUCUUGUUCCUAAACUGUACAAAAUAUCGGGUUUUAGGAUUCUGGAUUUGUUCUACUGGAAGUAUGAGGUAUUGCUCUACACCUUUUUUUUGGUUGGUACUCAAAUUAUAAUAGAGAUCAUAUAAAAAUUACUAUAUUCCAAUUUAA
Molecule: messenger RNA, 1268 nt
Organism: Dendrobium catenatum
Lineage: Eukaryota; Viridiplantae; Streptophyta; Magnoliopsida; Asparagales; Orchidaceae
Exons: 11
Coding region: 213-1088 (291 amino acids)
Biological process (GO): transcription by RNA polymerase III
Cellular component (GO): RNA polymerase III complex
Molecular function (GO): DNA binding
Source: RefSeq, a predicted model, not a curated record